Messenger RNA from Peronospora farinosa, 3303 nucleotides. The record is from the annotation of a GenBank genome assembly. Lineage: Eukaryota; Oomycota; Peronosporomycetes; Peronosporales; Peronosporaceae.
AUGCGAAUCCAAUUUGCGCUGUUGUCUGCAACCCUGUUGGCGAUUCAGAGCACAAUUGUCAGUGCACAAACUUCGGCUUCAUCAAGCACGCUCGCCUGCAAAAGCGUAGCACUCAGUUCACAGGCAUCGUCAAAGUGGGUCGUAAGCUGCAUUACUGAAGAAACAGUCCCCGCCUCGUCGGCCUCGUUCGAUCCAUCACUGGUGCAGGACUACUUCGUAAACAGUGACCCAUACGUUACAGCUUCCGCAUCCAACAUCAACCUCUCGUCAACUUUCUCGAAAGUUGAUGCCCUCGAAUCUUCGUCAAUCACGAGGUUUUCCUUGUCGGCUGCUCUAGGAUUCAAACCAACCAUCCCAUUAAGCAUCGUGCCUACGGCUUUUGCCGAGCUCUCCUCCCUCCAAAUAUUGCAUUUGGAAGCUAUUCCUCUAGCUGACAGUAACCUUUACCUAUUGCUUCCGUCUUCCAUCCAGCAAAUAUCGAUUAUUGAUUGUGGCCUCAGUAACUUUUCAAUCACGUUCACGGAUGGCUCUCUCCUUGGCGACUCUGCGCUCUCUUUUAUCGAUUUACGUCUUAACAAUCUGAAUGAAGUCCCGGCAUCUCUGUACGCUAUGCCAAGCAGUGUAUCAACCAUCGACCUACGAGGCAAUGACCAAUUAAACUUUUCAGCAGAAACUACUGCUCAUGCAAAGCAAUUGCAGACUUGGAAAAGUGACGAGGUACUAAAAGCUGAAAGUGCUGUUUUCGCGAACUUGGCCUUGUCCAGUCAAGAAAAGCGGAAAUCCAUCGUUGGAUCUGCGAGAAUGAAGUCUCUUAGUGUUCUGCCAAACUCAUCAUCGAAAAGCAAUGAAAGUAUUACAGCUACUCGCAUUGGCAUAAACAAGAGUACAGUACUGGCCACUAUCGUAGCCGUUGUGAUGUCCACCAUGCUGAUUUUGGUUUUCGUGCUAUCCUACGUCAAACGAAAGCGCAGAAACAUGCAAGAUCGGGAAUCGGACGCAGUUCUUUGCUUGCCUCACCCAUUUAGCAAGAUGUCACGAGAUCGAUCCGAGUCAUUAGGCAACUCUACAACUGCCGAUAGUGAACUCUCUCGCAAGCGGCUGUCGUCUGGGGAUAGCCACUACUAUGAUGCACAUGACCGAGAUUCUUGCGUGAUGCUGGACAUCCCGCUCGCUGAUGCACAUGUCGAACCAACGCAGCCGUCAAAAAGUAUGUUAACAUCAGCUAGCUACGUCAAUGUCAUUUGCCCCAUCAAAAUCUCGCCGGCCAACUCGAAAAAAGAAACAUCCAGUUGCGUAAACGGCAGCAACAAUCACUCACUCGAGCUGCUCGGCGCUAAGAGCACUGUUAUUACGACACCAGCUCAAACGCGUCUCGCAAACCGAAAAAGGCUUCGAUUGGCACUCAAGACGCUACUUGAAGCGAAACCCAGUGCCAACGACAUUUCUUCUUACACACUACUCACUGUUAAUACUUGCGAGUACUCGUUCAGCCCAGGCACAAAAGUCAAGGAAACACCACUUGCAUUCUUCAUCGACUGUCAACUUGAUAGCUGUGGCGGAAAACCAAACUCCGUAUCAGUUCCACCCUCCAAGCUUACACUCAAGAUAUUUGUCGACAAUGAUGCACAUAUGGCAGAGCGAGAAAGUUAUGCGCUUUCGUGCUUGCAACAGGGCGACUCCACGCGAGGCUUUGCCCCACGUAUUCACGAUACCGCUCUCGAAUACGAACUAGUCGGCCAAUAUUCCAAGCUCAAGCCAAACGUUGCAAAAAUAAACUGCUGCAUCCUGGUGCUGGAAAUGCCGAGCUGCAUUAGGCUAAGUGCUGAGAUGGCUGCCUCUGGUGAGCCGUCACCUGAGCAGAUCUCUUGUGUGCUAACGGCAGUCCGCGCUCUCCACAUCCGAGGACUUGUUCAUGGUGCUUUACACACAGACAGCCUUGUAGCAUGCUCGCCUUAUGGACGUUUGAAGCUCUGGGGUCUUGAGCACGCCUCAAGAGCUGGACACACUAUUCCGUGUCCAAAUGCAACUGUUCUUGGAGUUCGUGAAGCCGAGUACGUGGCUCCUGAAUUUGCUUCAUUUGCACUGAAAGAAACAUCAAGCUGCCGUGCUGCUCCUUCGUUGGAUGUCUGGAGUCUCGGAGUAAUAAUUCUAAAGAUGUACGUCUCGGGUCAACAACUGGAAGAGUUUGAAGGCUGCACGACACCGCGAGAUGUCUUCCGACGCCUAAACGCAUCAGACUUCGACGGAAAAGCAUCACGCCCUUGCUUUUUUAGACGAUCGAUUGCUCGGUUUGUGCAGAACGAUGACCUGAAAGACACUCUGCACCAGUGCUUGCAGCGCAAUGGGACAUCCAGACCUUCCAUUGACUCAAUUUUAAAACACAAUCUUUUCCAGCCAAAUAGACGCAGGGUGCCACGGCCACUUUCAAUGAAAGCGUCUCGUAGCUCUCCUGCAAGUAUGAAAGACGAGGACUUGGUCACGUCCUACUGGUCGAAUGACAUACGAUCUUUAGGUGAACCUGAGCGCGAAGCUAGCGGUAGGGACCACUCUUCCGACACCAUACCAGAAAAGGUCCUUGAGCUGCUCGACGUAGCUCCUGAGCCACUACCACCGAGUUUGUGUCUCUUUUUGCCUCCAGUGGAGUUGAAGCUUGAUUUGACACAGCGUACCAGCUACUCAGUAGAGCAAUGGGUUUCCCAACUCAAGCAUCUACAACAACAACAAGCAGACGAACUGCGUUUCCCACUUGUUUUUAUGUGCGAGUCGUAUGAAUUGAACACUGCCGUGUCGUGCAGUGUCGCUACUAUGACAAAGUUUGGUGUAAGCGUAUCGGCUUCUUUGCUGCCGCUUGUGAUGCCGCUUGUGCGAGAAACGAUGCUUUUCCUCGAGGCUCGCGCAAUUGUGUGUAACGGGUCAAAAGCUGGUAAAGCAUGUGAACUUGCUAGCCCUCACCCAUGGCACCAGCUUCGAACAUUUUAUCGCGCACUCGAACACAUGGAGCUAGCCACUGUGAACCCCGUGAACGAAGUCGAGCUUGCACCGAUGGAGCAACAAUUGAAUGCUCGAGACCCGAGAAAAGCUCAAAAAGUGCUUGAGAAACUCGCCCGUCUUUUAUUCAGUAAGGACAAACGAGAAUAUAUCCGAAACUUGCUCGAUGCUUUUGUUAGUGAUGAAGACCUGGCGUCUCGCACUGAAUGCGGCAGUUGGGCUGCAUUACGCCGUUUUAACAUGGCUUAUGAGACUUCGUCAACGUUAAGUCGAACGCGUUGGCUAUGUAGUCACCAUGCACCGCACUACAUUUAA